This is a messenger RNA of Cooperia oncophora, 555 nucleotides long. The record is from the annotation of a GenBank genome assembly. Lineage: Eukaryota; Metazoa; Nematoda; Chromadorea; Rhabditida; Trichostrongylidae.
AUGCGGCCACCUCCUACAGGACAUAUGGUGAUCAACAUGAAGACGACCAUCACCACUCAUGGAGCCCACAACGGUGUUAUCGUACAUGCUGGUGUGCAGUCAGGAGCGGGAACAUCAUCCCAAGGCUCUCAAUGGUAUGUGCCGUCACAAUUCCCACAAAUCGAAACGCCUGGCGGAACGAGACUUCAUGCAGUUGCGCCAGGUACCAGUCAGGAGAAUCUGGCAACAAGCUGGCCUUCUCUCAACAUCAACACCAACUCUCCCCUACCCGAACAGCGUCAUUUGCGGCAAGAACGCUCACCGCAGCCGACACGUCAGGAGCCUUCUCCACUGCCCAGACGGUUACCAGAACCUUCUCCGCCACUUCGAAGGGCUCCCUCCCCGCCACUACGACGGGCUCCGUCUCCGCCAUCGUCGCCGGUCUUCUCAUUCAAUGGACGGGAUUCCCCGCCGGAUGAGUUCAUUCAACCUACAAAAGUCACUCUUCACGGUUGGAAGUUGGAACUGUCGACGAGCUGGAGGAAGUGGAGAGGUUACUGCGUUCGCGAAGGGUGA